AUGUCAUCUCAAACCCGAGUCAAAGUCGUUUUCGGCGCCAUGACAUUCGGCGCCGCGGGUCAAGAACAAGCGCGGGUGCACGGCCUCCAGGACCAACAAGCCAUUCUCGACGUCUUCGCAAAGCACGGACACAAGGAGGUGGACACUGCGCGCGUGUAUGGCAACGGCACCAGCGAGGAGAACCUGGGUCGAUUGAAGGCUUCUUCCCAUUUUCAAAUCGCUACGAAAAACUUUCCUUCCAGACGUCGACCUUUGCACAAGGAUGGCGCAGCUUACGACCACACGGCGCCAGAGGUCCAUCGUUGCCUGGCAGACUCGCUCAAAGCUCUUCAAACAGAUUGUGUCGACCUAUACUACCUGCACAGUCCAGACCGCGAUGUUCCCUUCGCCGAGACGCUAGGUGCGUUGAACGAAGAGUACAAAGCGGGCAAAUUCAAAAGGCUCGGUAUCUCCAACUACACCGCGCAAGAGGUCGAGGAGAUCAUUGCCAUUUGCGAAAAGAAUGGGUUCGUCAAGCCCAGCGUGUACCAGGGCAUCUACAACUCUGUUGUUCGUUCGCCAGAACAGCCGCUAUUCCCUGUGUUGCGCAAGCAUGGUAUUGCCUUCUACGCUUUCAAUCCACUGGGCGGUGGGCUCUACACUGGAAACCUGAAGUGGGAGGACAGCGAUGACAAAGAGAGUCAGGAGCACAAGAUCGAAAAGGGGUCUCGCUUCGAUGCCAACACCAAGCAGGGAGAGAUGUACCGGAAGCGAUACUUCAAGAAGCCCUUCUUUGAUGCGUUGGAAGUUCUGCGACCCGCCGCGGACAAGCACAACUUUUCCUUGGCCGAGGUGGCCCUGCGCUGGAUGCAGCACCACUCCAAGCUGACGCCCGACCAUGGAGACGCAAUCAUCAUUGGCGCGUCGAGCUUGAAGCAUAUCGAGCAGAAUCUGCUCGACUUUGAGAAGGGUCCUCUGCCUCAAGAUGUGCUGGAUGCCGUGGAGAAGGCAAACCAGCUCGUGUCUGAAGUUACUCCUCCAUACCAUCACUAG
Molecule: messenger RNA, 1032 nt
Organism: Ceraceosorus guamensis
Lineage: Eukaryota; Fungi; Basidiomycota; Exobasidiomycetes; Ceraceosorales; Ceraceosoraceae
Product: Aldo/keto reductase
Exons: 5
Coding region: 1-1032 (343 amino acids)
Molecular function (GO): oxidoreductase activity
Source: RefSeq, a predicted model, not a curated record